AUAGGCAGUGCUCUAUCACACAGGGUGAUAGGAACAAAGCAUUUCCAAUAGUUUCAUAAAGUAAUAAAAGCAGUAUCAUACCUCCUGCAUGACCCGUAAUUGCUAAAUUUCGCUGCUUUUUUCAAAACACCUUGGAGCUCUGACAGUGAUUAAGCAUGGACUUAGCUUAUGAUAAUAGCUAUAGUUAUAAUGAUAGCUAUAGUUAUAACCGUAGCAAUAGCUCUAAUGAUAGUGGACUUUAUGAUUAUGGCGAUUAUUAUGAGGGUAACACAUCAAUCAAUGAUGCAUGCCACAAGACUGAAGUAAUAAAGUUUGGAGCAGUGGUCACCCCUGUCAUUUUUGCCAUGGUCAUCAUGUUCAGCUGUGUAGGAAAUGCACUGGUCCUCUUGGUGCUGAUUAAAUAUGAAAAUCUCAAAUCGCUGACCAACACCUUUCUCCUGAACCUGGCCAUCUCUGACCUCAUCUUUACCUUCGGCCUGCCCUUCUGGGCCAUCGACCUGGUCCAGGGUUGGAUCUUCGGAGACGUCGUCUGCAAAUCAGUGAACUUCAUCUUCUACCUGGGUUACUACAGCAGCCUGCUGUUUCUCACGGUUAUGACCGUGCAUCGCUACAUGGCCGUAGUGCACCCGCUGUCUGUGGUCUGGAACAGCUCUACGUACCAUUCCUUCGGAAUUUCUCUGUUCUUCUGGUUCCUGAGCUUCUGCGCCGCGACUCCUCAGUUCAUCUUCAAAACAGCGGUUCCUACCGAUGGCAGAGAUUACUGCGAUUAUAACAAUAACAUCACAUGGAAACUCAUUACUAUUUACGAGCAAAACGUCUUCUUCCUCCUGGCCUUCAUCACCAUCGCUUUCUGCUACAGUCGGAUUCUCAGCCGCCUCCUCAAACCCAUGUCGCACAGACGUCCCAAAACCAUCAGGCUCAUCCUCUGCAUCGUGAUCUCUUUUUACUUGGGUUGGACGCCGUACAACGUCUCCAUGUUCCUCAGUUCUCUGAUAUCCUUUCACAUCGCCCCGUUCAACGAGUGUCACGUCAGCAUCGCACUGGAUUUUGUCUCGACCGUCUCCCGGCUGGUGGCCUUCUCUCACUGUUGCCUCAAUCCAAUGUUCUACGUCUUCAUGGGGGUCAAGUUCAGAGAUCAUCUCAAGACGGCGCUGAAGAAUUUCGGCAGGAAAGACAAUCAUCUUCAAGACAGACGCCAAAGUCAUCUGAUUUACUCGAACGGGGAGGAAAUUACUUUGUAAUGGUUGAUCUUGCAGCAGCUCCUUUAUAGCAGGAAAGUAGUCCUAUUGAGCCUAGGAGCUUUAAAAUGUGUUAUUUUUUUUGCUAUGUUUUGUAUUUGUACAUAGCUUUUUGAUUACAGUGCAUUUAUUUCAAAAAAAAGUCCUUUUUUCACAAUUACUUUAAAACGUGUAGCCAAUCCUUUUACGUUUUUAAAAAAUAUACUUAUACUCUAAGAACACAUGCUGUAAAAAUAUUUUUUCCAAUCAUUACUGUAAUUUUUUUAAUUACAAUGUUAUUACAAUGUCUGUAAAUGUGAAAAAGUCUUUCUAUGCUUGCAAUAAUCACACUUGUUUUCACAUUAUGCAUAGACUUACGGAAACUGUGAGCUGCGAAACGCGUCAGCGAUCUCUGUAGUUUCAUCAUUUCUACAUCUCAUCUGCUGAACCUUGCCCCACACAGGGCCCCAAAAACUUUCGAGUCAACCGACAGACCACACAGAGCUUCAGCAGAGGGUUUGUGUUGAAGUUGACCUGUUCAUAUUUUCACUAUUUGCAAUUACAAUUCAGCAUGGAGCUCCAAAAAAAUUAUAGAAAAGAUUAUGGAUAAAUUUUGUGUAUAAUUUAGCCUGCAUUUAAAAAUGUUUUAAAAAGUCUUUAAUAAAUACUCAAUAAAA
Messenger RNA from Hemibagrus wyckioides, 1894 nucleotides. It is a transcript of the gene xcr1b.1, whose product is annotated as chemokine (C motif) receptor 1b, duplicate 1. The transcript has 2 exons. Gene Ontology annotation, molecular function: chemokine receptor activity. The coding region runs from base 156 to 1241 and encodes 361 amino acids. Gene Ontology annotation, cellular component: membrane. Gene Ontology annotation, biological process: chemotaxis; G protein-coupled receptor signaling pathway; immune response. The record is from RefSeq and is a predicted model, not a curated record. NCBI's taxonomy places the organism in Eukaryota, Metazoa, Chordata, Actinopteri, Siluriformes, Bagridae.